Messenger RNA from Drosophila eugracilis, 4785 nucleotides. It is a transcript of the gene Sec24CD, whose product is annotated as protein transport protein Sec24C. Gene Ontology annotation, cellular component: COPII vesicle coat; endoplasmic reticulum exit site. Gene Ontology annotation, biological process: endoplasmic reticulum to Golgi vesicle-mediated transport; intracellular protein transport; COPII-coated vesicle cargo loading. Lineage: Eukaryota; Metazoa; Arthropoda; Insecta; Diptera; Drosophilidae. The record is from RefSeq and is a predicted model, not a curated record. Gene Ontology annotation, molecular function: SNARE binding; zinc ion binding.
ACGAUAGCCUACGUGGCAAAGCAAAAAGAGCAAAAAAUCGAAAUAGGGAACUGACGUGGAAGUUCGUUUAGCUCGAAAUUAUUUUUGUUUUUCAAUCAUCGACUCGUGCGUCGCGGCCGUCGAGAGUUGAGGCCAACACUGAGUGGCAAAAAUUGUGGAGUUAGUGGUCAGGAAUCCGGCCGAGAAGCCUCCAAAGUUGUCAAAUCGCCGUGGCGAACUUUGAGCCAGCCCGUGUGUUUUCUCUUCGCUUCGCGUGAAAGUUGUUUGGUGGUUUAGCUUUCAGCCUCUCAUUAUUAAAAACGGUGACCAAUCCGGCCCAGAAAUGAAUCCGAAUAUGUACGGGCCACCGCCCACGCAAUUCCAGCAACAGCCCCAGUUUGGGGCUCCACCGCCGAUUUCCGGAGGCUGGCCACCGCAACAACAGCCGCAGCAGCAACAACAAUUGCCUCCGCCGCAGCAGCAACAACAACCACAAUACGGAGCACCACCACCAACGUCGGCGGCACAACAGCCGUACCUCAAUGGGAAUUACCAGCAGCAGCUGGCCACGUCGAUGGGCGGUUUGAGUGUGGGAGGCGGUGGUGGAGCUGGAGUAAAUCCCCUUAAGCCACCAUUACCCCAAGGAGCUCCAGCUGCUGCACCACCAACAACCGGUUUCAAUCAAUUCAACUCUAAUGCGGCGCCACCUCCGACCAACAACAACAAUGCAGCAUUCGGUGCUCCGCCACCAGCGCAAGCGGGCGGCUAUGUCAACGGAGCACUUCCUCCCAGCAGUACCCCACAGAGCGUCGCCAGUGGAAUUAAUCAGAUGAGCUUGAACAGCGCGAGUUUGGCGGGAUUGCCGCACAUGCCGCCUCCGAAAGCGGCUACACCUGGAGCACCUCCUGCUGGUCAGCCUCCAAUUCCUGGAGCAGGAACCGCUUCUCAUCCACCGCUUCCCGGACAACCUCCACUACCUGGACAGCCACCACUUCCUGGUCAAAUUCCCACAUCCCAGCCUGUUUCCGGUCCAUUUGGAGUUCCCAGCUCGCGACCGGGACAACCGCAAUUACCACCUGGAGCAGCACCUCCGACGUAUACGCAACCGGGACUACCGCCACAACAACAGCAGCCACAACCUGUACAGCAACCAGGAUUACCAUUGCAGCAGCCGGGAUUUCCCCCACAGCAGCCUGGUUUGCCGCCCCAAUCUCAACCAGGUUUGCCGCCGCAGCAAGGGGCACCUUAUGGAGCACCCCAGCCAGGCGGAUAUCCCGGUGGCUUUCCAGGCCAGGCUCCCGGAGGCUUCCCUGGAGCACCACCACCACUUCCAGGACAACAAGCAGCGGUUCCGCCGCAAUUCGGAGCACCACAACCGGGUUAUCCGGGUCAGCAGCCGGGAUAUCCGCCACAGCCCGGCCAGCAGCCCAUGCCAGGAUAUCCACCACAGCCGGGACAGCAGGCAGGAGCACCCGGAUAUCCACCUCAACCAGGUGCCGGAUUUCCAGGACAGCCCGGACGUCCUGGCUUUAAUCAACCUCCCAUGCCAGGUGCAGGAAACAUGUAUCAGCAAGCACCACAGCCCCGACGCCUGGAUCCUGACCAAAUGCCGAAUCCCAUCCAGGUGAUGAUCGAGAAUCAGCGUCUUGCUGGCGGACCUUUUGUGACCAAUCAACCAGGAUUGCUGCCUCCAUUGGUGACUACGAAAUUCGUUGUCCAUGACCAGGGCAACUCUUCACCGCGCUUCCUGCGCUCCUCGUUGUACUGCAUCCCCAAUACAGGAGAUCUUCUGAAGACCACAGCUCUGCCCUUGACGCUCAACAUAUCGCCGUUGGCCAAAACCGCCGAGGGAGAAUUGGAGCCACCGAUUGUUAACUUUGGCGACAUGGGACCAAUUCGUUGUAACAGAUGUAAGGCGUAUAUGUCGCCAAACAUGCAGUUUGUGGAUGCCGGCCGACGAUUCCAGUGUCUGAUGUGCAAGGUCACUUCGGAGGUUCAUCCGGACUACUACCAGCAUCUGGACCACACUGGUCAGCGUGUGGAUAAGCAUGAACGACCAGAGUUGCUGUUGGGUACCUACGAGUUCCUGGCCACCAAGGAUUACUGUCGGAACAACACACCCCCCGAGAUUCCCGCCUUUAUCUUCAUUAUCGACGUGUCUUACAACACCGUGAAGUCGGGGCUGGUACAUCUGUUGUGCUCCCAGAUCAAGAACAUACUCAAGCAUUUGCCUGUAGACCAGGGACAAGAUAAAUCCAAGGUCCGAGUGGGUUUCAUCACGUACAAUAGUACCGUGCAUUUCUACAACAUCAAGAGCAGUCUGGCCCAGCCCCAGAUGAUGGUUGUGGGCGAUGUCCAGGAAAUGUUUAUGCCUCUGCUCGACGGAUUCUUAUGUCACCCAGACGAAUCGGCAGCUGUAAUCGAUGCUUUGAUGGAAGAGAUCCCUCGUAUGUUUGCGGAUACCAAGGAAACGGAAACGAUUCUAUACCCUGCCAUUCAGGCUGGUUUGGAGGCACUUAAGGCAUCCAAUGCAUCAGGAAAACUGCUGGUGUUCAACUCAACGCUGCCAAUUGCGGAGGCACCGGGCAAACUUAAGAAUCGCGAUGACCGGAAACUCCUGGGCACUGAUAAGGAAAAAACCGUGCUCACCCCGCAAACUACUGCUUAUAACCAAUUGGGUCAGGAGUGCGUCCAGCAGGGCUGCUCGGUCGAUUUGUUUGUGUUUAACAAUGCCUACAUCGAUUUGGCCACGAUUGGACAGGUUUCUCGUUUAACUGGUGGUGAAGUGUUUAAGUAUACUUACUUCCAAGCGGACGUGGAUGGCAAGCGACUGAUCGAGGAUAUCAUUAAGAACGUAUCGCGUCCGAUUGCCUUUGAUGCAGUGAUGAGGGUGCGCACAUCGGCGGGCAUUCGACCGACGGAGUUCUAUGGCCACUUCUUUAUGUCAAACACAACUGAUGUGGAGCUAGCCAGUAUAGACGCCACCAAGUCCGUGAGUAUUGAGAUCAAACACGACGACAAGCUGGCGCCGGAGGAGAAUAUAUACCUACAAGUGGCACUGCUGUACACCUCGUGCAGCGGGCAGCGACGUCUGCGUGUCCUUAAUCUGGCUCUGCGGGUGACCACGACGAUUGCUGAUGUCUUCAAGAGCUGCGACCUGGAUGCAAUGAUGCUGUUCUUCGCCAAGCAGGCCUGCUUCAAGCUGAUGGAACACUCUCCCAAACAGGUGAAGGAUAACCUGAUUCAUCGAUCAGCACAGAUCUUAGCCUGCUAUCGUAAGCACUGCACUUCGCCCACCUCCGCUGGCCAACUUAUCCUUCCUGAGUGCCUCAAGCUACUGCCGCUGUACGCCUCGUGUUUGCUCAAAAACGAUGCUAUUUCCGGUGGUUCUGACAUGACGCUGGAUGAUCGAUCCUAUGUUAUCCAGUUUAUUCUGUCCAUGGAUUUGAAUCAAUCCGUCAGCUACCUGUAUCCACGUUUCAUUCCCAUCCACAAUGUCGUACCCGAAGAGACAGAUCUGCCAACACCUGUUCGUUGCACGCACGAAAAAACGCAAGAAGAUGGCGCUUAUAUCCUGGAAAAUGGAGUGCAUCUGUUCGUCUGGCUGGGCCAGGCCCUAUCCCCCAACUUUGUGCAAAGUGUCUUUGGCGUCCAGGGUCUCCAACAGCUUGCAUUGGAGCGGUUCAACAUUGUGCCAGAGACACCGUUGGCCAAGCGCAUACACGGCAUCCUAGAGCAGAUCAUGAGCGAACGAUCGCGAUACAUGAGGAUCACCUGGCUGCGACAGAACGACAAACUGGAGAGCGUUUUCCGACACUUCCUGGUCGAGGAUCGCGGUACAGACGGCUCGGCUAGCUACGUGGAUUUCCUUUGUCACAUGCACAAGGAAAUCAAGGAUCUGCUGAGUUAGCACGCCGGCUACUCUGGCACUUACAAACCCGAGCAGCGAUGGGCGGACAGCUAUUCCCAAAACAGAGCUCGGAUGCGUCGCCUGUCGUCCAUGCGCAGUCGCCUCGGCAAAUGAGAGGAGCAGGAUCAAUAGCAAGAACUGGAGCCUGACAGCUAGUGGAACUUCAAUUAUAAUUACAUAAAACUACAUAUACAUAUAUAUUAAUUAAUGGCUAUCAUUUCGAUCGUAUCAAUUCUUCCAUUAAUUUUAUUAAACUUUUCAUAUUUUCCACUGUUUUCCUUUGAAUAUAUAUAUAUAUAUAUGUAUGUAUUUUUAAACGAUGCGCUAAUUACAAAACAUUUGUUAAACGAGGCAACUGCUAUUCUGCAAAAUUACUUAGAAAAAUUAUUCUCUUAUGAAAUUCCAUGCAUAUGUUUAAUUGUAAUUACAAAUUACUUGCAAAUUUCCCACAGUUGAAAACUACUAUAUGAUUGUAAUGGAUAGUUUAAGAGCAUUGAUUUAUUUACUUCCUUUUUUGGCCUAACCGAUGUUAAUUUUAAUGUAUUCUUGCAAUAACGAGUGCCCUGCGCCCUGCUUUUUAUCAUACUUUAUGUCAUUGAAAGAUUAUUAUAUUAUAACCUAAAUGUUUCGUGUGAGAAUUAUUCGACUUAUAUGGUAUAUUGCCCCCCUACUAUCGAAAGAAAUACAAAAACUGUGCAAAACGAAAAGAAAACAUUUAUUGAGAACGAAAAAGGAAUAAAAACUCUUUAUCAAAAAGCGAAUGGAAUAAAAUGGAUUUACUUUUUGGAUAAAGAUAUUUAAUAGGAAAACCCUAUUACCUGAAACAUAUAAACCUACUAUCAAAUCGAUUUUGUGUAAUAGGAAAAAUAAAGCGUCAUUCAGUACUUUAUACCUAA